AGCUGCAAGGCUUCAUAGCAGCUGCUGCCGUUCUUGUUGCUGUUGAUUGCAGAGUGCUGCUUCUCUUGAUAUUUUCACAGCUGGAGCAUCCUUGCUGCUGCCUGCCCUGAAGUAUCCUUGCUUGAUGCAUGCUCUAAGCCAUCCCUGAUAGCUGCUUCCCGGGACCUGCUCUGGACCACCGAUUGCUAGCUGCCUGCUCUGGAUGCUGCUACCUGCCUGCUCUGAACCAUCCUUGCUAGCUGCCUGCUCUGGAUCUUGCGUGCUCUGAAACAUGCCUCUACCUGCUGUGGAUCCUCCUAGCUGAAUGCUCUGGCUUCUCUCUGCUGUAUGGUCUGUGUCUCUGCUUCACAGCCUCCUGACCAGAUAAGGAUGGGACUUGCCCAGAGGAGUUGAAGCGGAGCUGCAUUCAACAAGAUGCUCAACUUUUCAUCCUCUUCUGUUUGGAGUGCGAGCUCCCCUCUGCUGCUGCUUUGUGAAGAAUCCGCGGGGACCAGAAUCUCUUUGUCUCUCAUCUAUUCGCUGUUAGCCCUCGUGGGGACCUUAUCCAAUGUGAUGGUCAUUUACCUGGUCUUCUCUUUCAAGAAGCUACAGACCACCAGCAAUGCCUUCAUUGUGAAUGGCUGUGUAGCUGACCUGAGUGUCUGUGCCCUCUGGAUGCCGCAGGAAGCAGUGCUGGGGCUGUUGCCACCUAGCUCCUCUUCUGCUCAUUCAGCAGAAUAUAGGCUGCUGCGGGGUGGGCUCCUUGGCCUUGGCCUCACUGUCUCCUUGCUCUCCCACCUGCUGGUGGCCCUCAAUCGGUAUGUGCUGAUCACCAAGGCACCCAGCACUUACCAGGCACUCUACCAGCAGAGGCGCACAGGGUGGAUGAUCGGACUUUCCUGGGGAUUUGCCCUGCUCUUGGUGCUACUGCUGCCUGGGCUCUGGACACAAUGGCUCUCACAGCAGUCAUCCCAGCGGGAGAUCAGCACUGCCAGCAGCAGUUCACAUUACACUGCCCUGCUGGUAGCGCUGGCCAUGCUCAGCCAGACCGUACUGCUGCUCCAUUGCUACCUGGGCAUCAUGAGACGGGUGCGGGUCAGCGUCAAACGGGUCAGCGUCCUCAACUUCCACCUCCUGCAUCAGCUGCCCUUCCCUGCUGCCCCACCGCCUGCCCGCCGGGUUCAGCGGCGCCUCAGCAGCGUCUCAGUGCUGCUCCUGUGCUGUGUCUUCCUCCUGGACACCCAGCCUGUGGUCUGGGUGAGCCUGCUGGGCUUCUUCCUUCAGUCUGUACCCCGGGCACUGCAGGUGACCAGCUGGCUGCUCUUCUGCUCCCUCUCUGCAUUCAACCCGUUGCUCUAUACCUGGAAGAAUGAGGAAUUCAGGCGCUCUGUGCGGUCAGUGCUGCCCAGAGGAGAGACCCCGGCUGUAACUGUGGCUGCAGCUGCAGCGGCUGCUGCCCUCCCCACAGUGUCGCUACCUUGCCAGGAGCAGCCGCGGCUGGGUACCAAAGUUGAGAGCCUGGGGAACCUAGUGCUCCAAUGA
Messenger RNA from Mauremys reevesii (Reeves's turtle), 1521 nucleotides. It is a transcript of the gene GPR88, whose product is annotated as G protein-coupled receptor 88. Gene Ontology annotation, biological process: G protein-coupled receptor signaling pathway. The transcript has a single exon. The coding region runs from base 415 to 1521 and encodes 368 amino acids. The record is from RefSeq and is a predicted model, not a curated record. Gene Ontology annotation, molecular function: G protein-coupled receptor activity. Gene Ontology annotation, cellular component: membrane. NCBI's taxonomy places the organism in Eukaryota, Metazoa, Chordata, Testudines, Geoemydidae.